UCUUUUUUUCUUUGGAGAUUUGGAGACACAAACAAACCCAAUCGCCCCAAUCGAUACAUUUUCAUUCUAUUCAUUUAUUGAUUUAUUUCAGAGAUAGGAAUUGAAGGAAUGAGAACCAGAAGUGGAUUUUGUUAUACGAAUCCAGAGAAAAGGAGUAAAGAGAAUUGCGCCGCCGGAGAACGUCGGAAAAGGUCGAAGCUUAAUAAUGUCGGGAAAUCCGACUUGUUCGAUUCCUUGCCGGACGACAUCGUCCUCUCAAUUCUUUCCAAACUCAGUUCCGAUGCCGAGUGUCCCGCCGAUUUCAUUAGCGUUCUGCUCACAUGUAAAAGGCUUAAUGGAUUGGGAGUCCAUUCCAUGGUGUUAUCCAAAGCUUCGAAGAAAAUGGUGGCCGUAAAAGCUCAGAGCUGGUCCCACUCGGCUCACCGCUUCCUCAUGCUCUGCGCCGAUGCCGGAAACGUUGAAGCUUGCUACAUUCUUGGCAUGAUUCGGUUCUACUGUAUGGAAAAUCGAGGGAGCGGAGCGUCGCUGAUGGCAAAAGCGGCGAUUGGAUCGCACGCGCCGGCGCUUUACUCUCUGGCCGUUAUUCAGUUCAACGGCAGCGGCGGCUCCAAGAACGACAAGGACCUCCGAGCCGGGGUGGCCCUCUGCGCCCGGGCCGCUUUUCUCGGCCACGUCGACGCCCUCCGUGAGCUGGGCCACUGUCUCCAAGACGGCUACGGCGUGAAGCGGAACGUCACCGAGGGGCGGCGGUUCCUCGUCCAAGCCAACGCUCGCGAGCUGGCCGACUCCCUCGCCGCCAAGCCGGCUCUGUUCAGCGGCUCGUGGCUUACGUGGGACCCACUUUCCCACCAGCGCUCGGCCGGCUGCCCCUUGUUGAGUGAUUUCGGGUGUAAUAUUCCGGCUCCGGACCCUCACCCGGCUAACAACUUCUUAACAGACUGGUUCGCUGCUAAAGACGAUGGGGCUCCGGGUUCGGGGCUCCGAUUGUGCUCUCACCCGGGUUGCGGAAGACCCGAGACCCGGGUGCAUGAGUUUAGGAGGUGCUCCGUCUGCGGCGCAGUGAAUUACUGCUCCAGGGCUUGUCAGGCCAUGGAUUGGCGGUCUCGCCAUAAGUCCGAAUGUGCACCGGCGGAACGGUGGCCCGGUGAAAUUGCUCCGGCGCCGGCGCCGGCGAAUGUUAUUCAUGGAGAGGCUGUGGUAGUCGUAGAUAAUCAUCAGACGGCAGUUAGUUAACGGUGACGGAAACCUGAUAACUCCGCACCAAAUAGGGAGGCUAAAAUUGUACUUUCGAUUCUUGUAAUAGUCAAUGUUUUGUAUAGUCAGAUCGGGACGGGUUUACGAAUGAUGUGUCAGGAGGAAAUAGUAGCAAAUUGCCAAAUUACAUUAUGACCUAAAAAUUGGAUAUCUGGACAAAAUAUUUGCAAAAA
Messenger RNA from Ipomoea triloba (trilobed morning glory), 1427 nucleotides. Its product is annotated as F-box protein At1g67340-like. Gene Ontology annotation, molecular function: protein binding. Lineage: Eukaryota; Viridiplantae; Streptophyta; Magnoliopsida; Solanales; Convolvulaceae. The transcript has 3 exons. Bases 109 to 1233 code for a protein of 374 amino acids. The record is from RefSeq and is a predicted model, not a curated record.